AUGAAUAAUGUUGCAAAUACCGGGACGACCAAUGAGUCGAACAUGAGCGAUGCUCCCCGUAUAGAACCUUUACCAAGCUUGAAUGAUGAUGACAUUGAAAAGAUCUUACAACCGAACGAUAUUUUCACCAACGACCGUACUGACGCAAGUACUACGUCUUCCGCAGCCAUUGAAGAUAUUAUUAACCCCUCAUUGGACCCGCAGUCAGUAGCAUCACCGGUUCCUUCUUCCUCUUUUUUUAAUGACUCAAGGAAGCCAUCCACCAGUACACAUUUAGUGAGGAGAGGUACACCGUUGGGGAUUUACCAAAACAAUCUAUACAGUCACAAUAACAGAGAAAAUGCCAAUUCUAGUAACGCUUUGUUAUCUUCUAAGCUUCUCGCGCAUCCACCAGUUCCUUACGGGCAAAGUCCUAAUUUACUACAACAACAUGCCGUAUACAGGACACAACCUUCCAGUGGAGCCACUAACACACAACCACGCCAAACCACAAGAAGGUAUCAGUCCCACAAAUCACGGCCCGCAUUCGUUAAUAAGUUAUGGAGUAUGCUGAACGAUGAUUCCAAUACCAAACUUAUACAGUGGGCGGAGGAUGGAAAAUCCUUCAUUGUCACGAACAGGGAAGAAUUUGUGCACCAGAUUUUACCGAAAUAUUUUAAGCACUCCAAUUUUGCCUCCUUUGUAAGACAAUUAAACAUGUAUGGAUGGCAUAAAGUUCAAGAUGUUAAAUCAGGGUCAAUUCAAAGUAGUUCAGAUGACAAGUGGCAGUUUGAAAAUGAAAACUUUAUUAGAGGUAGAGAAGAUUUGCUGGAGAAAAUUAUCAGACAGAAAGGUUCUUCCAACAACCACAGUAGUCCCAGUGGAAACGGUAAUUCAAUGAAUGGGAACAACAUCUCACUGGAUAAUGCUGCAGGAAUUAAUAAUAGCAAUAAUAACAUCAGUAGCAGUAACUCAUUUUUCACCAAUAGUCAUUUACUGCAGGGUAAAACACUAAGAUUAAUGAACGAGGCAAAUCUUGGAGACAAGAACGACGUAACUGCAAUUUUGGGGGAACUAGAACAAAUAAAAUACAACCAGAUUGCGAUUUCCAAAGACCUACUAAGAAUAAACAAAGAUAAUGAAUUGUUAUGGAAGGAGAACAUGAUGGCAAGGGAAAGGCAUAGAACACAACAGCAAGCCUUGGAAAAAAUGUUUAGAUUUUUGACAUCAAUAGUCCCACAUUUGGAUCCAAAAAUGAUUAUGGAUGGGCUGGGCGAUCCGAAAGCCAAUAAUGAAAAACUGAGCAGCACGAAUAAUAUUGGGUUAAAUCGCGACAACACAGGCACCAUAGAUGAACUAAAAUCCAACGACUCCUUCACAAACGAUGAUCGCAAUUCCUUCAUCAAUGAUACGGCUAACACUCGUAGUAAUGUGAGCCCCAGUAAUGAUGGCAACAAUAUUGAUACCCCUAGCACGAAUACUACUAACAGAAAGAAAAAUAUAGAUGAAAGCAUCAAAAACAACAACGACAUAAUUAAUGACAUUAUAUUUAAUACCAACCUUGCCAACAACCUCAACAAUUAUAAUUCCAGCAACAAUGCUGGCUCACCAAUAAGACCGUAUAAACAAAGAUACCUUUUGAAAAAUAGAGCGAAUUCCUCAACGUCGAGUGAAAAUCCAGGACUAACGCCCUUUAAUGUCGAAUCUAAUAAUGACGGCAAAAUCUCGGAAAUUCCUUUCGAUGACGACGAAGAAGAAGACGCAGAUUUUAGACAUUUUACUUCGCGAGAUCCCAAUAACCAAACUAGCGAAAAUUCUUUUGAUCCAAGCAGGUUUACGAUGCUUUCCGAUGAUGAUUUGAAAAAAGAUUCCCACACAAAUGACAAUAAGCACAACGAAAGUGAUCUUUUUUUGGACAACGUACAUCGAAAUAUAGACGAACAAGAUGCAAGACUCCAGAACUUGGAAAACAUGGUUCACAUACUUUCUCCUGGAUAUCCCAAUAAGUCGUUCAACAACAAAGCCUCCUCAACAAACACUAAUUCCAACAUGGCAAGUGCUGCCAAUGUUAAUAGCCCCGGUUUCAAUCUACAAGACUAUUUAACUGGAGAGUCCAAUUCCCCCAAUUCCGUUCAUUCUAUUCCCUCCAAUGGCAGCGGUUCCACGCCGCUGCCCAUGCCAAAUGAUAAUGACAUCGACCACGCAAGUACCGGUGUCAAUCAAGGCGAAAAUGGAAGCGGACUAACGCCCUUCCUCACAGUAGAUGCCCACACACUAAACGACAAUAACAAUAUUGAAGGCAGCACAAAGGUGCCCCCCGAUACAAAGAUCAUUGCUUCCGAAAACGCCAAAGUAAGUGGUAACCUGCCAAGCUUUAAUAACCACAGCUAUUCCACCCAGGCCGACACGACGCCCGAGAACGCUAAGAAAAGAUAUGUAGAGGAAACACCGGAACCGGCUAUAGUCGAAAUCCAGGACCCGACAGAGUACAACGAUCACCGCCUGCCCAAACGGACUAAGAAGUAG
Molecule: messenger RNA, 2505 nt
Organism: Saccharomyces paradoxus
Lineage: Eukaryota; Fungi; Ascomycota; Saccharomycetes; Saccharomycetales; Saccharomycetaceae
Gene: HSF1
Product: stress-responsive transcription factor HSF1
Exons: 1
Coding region: 1-2505 (834 amino acids)
Biological process (GO): regulation of DNA-templated transcription
Molecular function (GO): sequence-specific DNA binding; DNA-binding transcription factor activity
Source: RefSeq, a predicted model, not a curated record